UUGGCAUCGCUGUUUGUCCACCUCUACCGGUCGAAUAAUAACGCCACAUCAGUUCUAAAUUUAAUUAAUAAAAACUGGGCUAAAACCAGCUAAGAACUGGUGAAAAGUGAAAUUACCUGGAGGGAAAAGCCCAGGGUUCUUAUAUUUCUUACUCGUCCGUAAUGCGCGUGGUGGAAACACCGUAAAAACGAGUGGAAACAAUGUUACGAGCCGUGGCUUUGUGUGUGUCUGUGGUGCUUCUAGCACUUUAUACGCCGACUUCUGGGGAAUCCAGUCAGAGCUAUCCCAUUACCACGCUGAUCAAUGCCAAGUGGACGCAGACACCCUUGUAUCUGGAGAUCGCCGAGUAUCUGGCCGAUGAGCAGGCGGGCCUCUUCUGGGACUACGUUUCGGGGGUGACCAAGCUGGACACGGCUCUGAAUGAAUACGAUACCGAGUCGCAGCAGUACAAUGCCGCUGUGGAGCUGGUCAAGAGCCAUGUGAGCUCGCCCCAGUUGCCGCUGCUCAAGUUGGUGGUCUCCAUGCACAGCCUGACGCCCAGGAUUCAGACCCACUUCCAAUUGGCCGAGGAGUUGAGGAGCAGUGGCUCGUGUCAAGCCUUCACUUUUGCCCAGGUGGGUUCCGAACUGGCCUGCAGUUUCAACGAGCUGCAGAAGAAACUGGAACUGCCGGUGGCCAAGGAGAGUUUGGAUGCCCCUGUUGUCACCUAUAGCUUCGAUCACAUUUUUCCGGGCAGUGAGAACAAUACCCGCACUGUGGUUUUGUACGGCGAUUUGGGCAGCUCCCAGUUCCGCACCUACCACAAGCUACUGGAAAAGGAGGCCAACGCUGGCAGGAUUCGUUACAUCCUGCGUCAUCAGUUAGCCAAGAAAGACAGGCGACCAGUACGUCUUUCGGGCUAUGGAGUGGAACUUCAUCUGAAGUCCACGGAAUACAAGAGCCAGGAUGAUGCGCCCAAACCUGAAGCGGGUUCUACUGCCGAUGAGGAUAUGGCUAAUGAAUCGGAUGUCCAAGGAUUCGACUUUAAAGUCCUGAAGCAGAAGCAUCCCACACUUAAAAGAGCACUGGAUCAACUGCGUCAGACACUUCUUCAGGGAAACGAUGAGAUUGCCCAACUGAAAGCCUGGGAGUUCCAGGACUUGGGUCUCCAGGCCGCCGCUGCAGUUGCCGAAAUUCAGGGAGAUGAAACUCUGCAAAUACUUCAGUACACUGCCCACAAUUUCCCAAUGUUAGCCAGAACUUUGCUGGCCCAUAAAGUUACAGACGGCUUGAGGGCGGAGGUUAAGCACAACACGGAAGCAUUUGGACGAAGCUUGAAUGUCGCGCCUCCUGAUGGUGCCCUCUUCAUCAACGGACUGUUCUUCGAUGCAGACACCAUGGAUCUGUAUUCGCUGAUCGAGACACUGCGUUCGGAGAUGCGUGUUCUCGAGAGCCUGCACAGCAAUAAUGUGAGGGGUAACCUAGCCAGUUCAUUGCUUGCCCUGGAUCUUACGGCCUCUAGCAAAAAGGAAUUCGCCAUCGAUAUCCGGGACACUGCUGUGCAGUGGGUUAACGACAUUGAGAACGAUGCCCACUACAAAAGAUGGCCCUCGUCUGUAAUGGAUCUGCUGCGCCCAACGUUUCCUGGCAUGCUGAGAAACAUCCGAAAGAAUGUGUUCAAUCUGGUUUUGGUGGUAGAUGCACUGCAGCCCACAGCUAGGAGUGUAAUUAAACUGUCCGAAUCGUUCGUCAUUCAUCAAGCUCCCAUCCGCUUGGGCUUGGUGUUCGAUGCGAGGGAUGCCAGCACGGAUAACCUUGCGGAUUAUAUAGCCAUCACUUGUGCCUUCAACUAUGUGAGCCAGAAAAAAGACGCCCGAGCUGCAUUGAGUUUCCUUACUGAUGUCUAUGCGGCAGUGGGGGAGACCAAGGUGGUCACGAAAAAGGAUAUAGUGAAGCAACUCACGAAGGAGUUCAGUACCCUCAGCACUGACAAAGCUGAGGAGUUCCUGGAGGAGGAUUCGACCUACGACUAUGGCAGGGAGCUGGCAGCGGAGUUCAUACAGCGGUUGGGUUUCGGAGACAAGGGUCAGCCACAGGCUCUGCUGAACGGUGUUCCCAUGCCCAGUAAUGUUGUAACCGCAGAUAGUGACUUUGAGGAAGCCAUUUUCACCGAGAUCAUGACCCACACAACCAACCUGCAAAAGGCCGUGUACAAGGGAGAAAUGACGGACAGCGAUGUGGCCAUUGACUAUCUGAUGAAUCAGCCUCAUGUCAUGCCCAGAUUGAAUCAGAGAAUUCUCAGCCAGGAGGAUGUUAAAUAUCUGGACAUUAAUGGUGUGGCCUACAAGAAUCUAGGUAAUGUAGGAGCUUUAAAUCGCUUGUCGAAUCGGGAUAUGACCGCCACUUUGAUGGAGAAUCUUAAAUACUUUGGUGGCAAGAAGUCUACGGAACUUAUAGGCCGCUCAUCGCUGCAGUUCCUUACUAUUUGGGUGUUCGCCGAUUUGGAGACUGAACAGGGACGAGCUCUGCUAACCCAUGCUUUGGAAUAUGUACAGAGCGGCGAGAGUGUGCGUCUGGCUUUUAUUCCGAAUACCGAAAGCGCUUCCGGAUCUGACAAAAAGAAUCUAAAUCGCCUGGUUUGGGCUGCCAUGCAAAGUCUUCCACCAAUUCAAGCCACGGAGCAGGUUCUCAAGUGGCUGAAGAAACCAAAAGAAAAGAUUGAGAUACCUUCACAGUUGGAAGAUAUUCUUGGUUCCACGGAACUGCACUUAAAGAUGUUGAGAGUAUAUUCCCAGCGUGUGCUGGGUCUGAAUAAAUCUCAGCGUCUGGUCAUCGGUAAUGGAAGGCUGUAUGGCCCGCUGUCCUCGGAGGAAACCUUCGAUAGCGCUGACUUCGCUUUGUUGGCCAGGUUUAGUUCCUUGCAGUAUGGCGACAAGGUCCGCCAGGUAUUAAAGGAGUCUGCUCAAGAUGUCAGUGAGGAAUUCACAAGCGAUACAUUGCUCAAGCUAUACGCAAGCUUGCUCCCCAGACAAACUAAAACUCGUUUCAAGCUACCUACGGACUUGAAAACCGAUCACUCUGUUGUGAAACUGCCGCCCAAACAGGAGAAACUCCCUCAUUUUGAUAUUGCCGCCGUUUUGGAUCCCGCCUCUCGUGCAGCACAAAAACUAACGCCUAUUCUCAUUUUGCUCCGUCAAGUGUUGAACUGCCAACUAAAUCUAUAUCUGAUCCCCGUGCCCCAGCACAGCGAUAUGCCCGUAAAGAACUUCUACAGAUAUGUUGUGGAACCAGAAGUACAAUUCGAAGUGAGUGGCGGAAGAUCCGACGGUCCCUUGGCCAAAUUCAGUGGAUUGCCUGCCAACCCUCUGUUGACCCAGCAGCUGCAGGUUCCCGAAAACUGGUUGGUUGAAGCCGUACGAGCAGUUUACGAUUUGGAUAACAUUAAGUUGACCGAUAUUGGUGGACCCGUGCACAGCGAAUUCGAUUUAGAGUACCUGCUCUUGGAGGGUCACUGUUUUGAUGCUGCCAGUGGAGCUCCUCCCAGAGGAUUACAGUUGGUCUUGGGUACCCAGAGUCAGCCCACUCUUGUAGACACAAGUAUGGCUAAUUUGGGUUACUUCCAAUUGAAGGCCAAUCCUGGAGCUUGGUCACUACGGCUGCGUGAUGGAAAAUCCGCGGAUAUUUAUGCUAUAAGUCACAUUGAAGGACCUAAUACCCAUCACACCGCUGGUUCAUCUGAAGUACAGGUGCUGAUAACCUCUCUGCGAUCCCAUGUCGUUAAGUUGAGGGUAUCCAAAAAGCCAGGGAUGCAGCAGGCGGAACUCCUGGCAGAUGACAACGAGCAGGCGGCUCAAUCAGGCAUUUGGAACAGCAUCGCCAGCAGUUUUGGCGGCAGCAACACUAACCAGCCAGCGCCUGAUGAGGAUGCGGAAACCAUUAACAUUUUCUCGGUGGCAUCGGGACAUCUCUACGAACGCCUGCUGAGGAUCAUGAUGGUUUCGCUGCUGAAACACACAAAGUCUCCCGUAAAGUUUUGGUUCUUAAAGAACUACCUCUCCCCGCAGUUUACCGACUUCCUGCCUCACAUGGCCAGUGAGUACAACUUCCAAUAUGAGUUGGUACAAUACAAGUGGCCACGUUGGCUUCAUCAGCAAACCGAGAAACAGCGGACCAUUUGGGGAUACAAGAUCCUCUUCCUGGAUGUGCUCUUCCCGCUGAAUGUUAGAAAAAAUUUUGUGGAUGCCGAUGCCAUAGUGAGAACUGAUAUCAAGGAACUGUACGACCUCGACCUCGGAGGAGCGCCCUAUGCCUACACGCCCUUCUGCGAUUCCCGCAAGGAGAUGGAGGGCUUCCGCUUCUGGAAACAAGGAUACUGGCGAAGCCAUCUGAUGGGCAGGCGUUACCACAUUUCCGCUUUGUAUGUGGUGGACUUGAAGAGAUUCCGCAAGAUUGCAGCAGGAGAUCGGCUGAGAGGCCAAUACCAGGCCCUAAGCCAGGAUCCGAACAGCUUGUCCAAUCUGGACCAGGAUUUGCCCAACAACAUGAUCCACCAGGUGGCCAUCAAAUCUCUGCCCGAUGAUUGGCUAUGGUGUCAGACGUGGUGCAGCGACAGCAACUUCAAGAGUGCCAAGGUGAUCGAUUUGUGCAACAACCCACAGACCAAGGAGGCCAAACUCACGGCCGCCCAGAGGAUUGUGCCCGAGUGGAAGGACUACGACGCAGAACUGAAGACCCUGAUGGCUCGGAUCGAGGAUCACGAGAAUUCGCAUGGCAGGGACUCGGCUGUUGAUGAUUCAGUUGACGAUUCGGUGGAGGUCACUACUGUGACGCCUUCUCAUGAACCUAAACACGGCGAGCUGUGAUCAACGCGUAGUUAAAUCAACUUGUUUAGUGAAUUUAAGUCAGAUAUCGAUGGAUACACACUUGAUUACUUAGCUAAGACCCAUCCCCCAACAUUGCGACUAAACAUAUUUGUACAUUUUAAUUAGAACUUAAUGCGAUUGAUAACGUAAAAAGAAAAACAGCUCACUAAAGUCUGAAAUGUUCUUUUAACUCGAUUUCAAAAGAUUUUCUUGUCUUGCAUUCCAAGAGCUAUGGCCACUAAUUAAAUUAAGCUGAAGUUCAAUGUCAUUAAACUAUAUACACAAAGAAGGCGUCCUUAAGUUGAAAAGUUUUUCAAAUGUAUUAAAAGUUGAAGUCAAUAGAAAUUAAAUUCAAAGUAUUUUAUUUACCAUUUAUUUGGGUUGGUCAGGCAUCUUCUUGCUGAAAAAGCUUUGACGUCUCAUUAUGUUAGGUGGCAACGCCAAUUUUAAAUAAAAUGUACGAAAUUGUAUAUAUAUACUUUAUUUCUUGUAAUAUUUCAAA
Drosophila suzukii is the source of this 5343-nucleotide messenger RNA. RefSeq names its product UDP-glucose-glycoprotein glucosyltransferase (gene Uggt). NCBI's taxonomy places the organism in Eukaryota, Metazoa, Arthropoda, Insecta, Diptera, Drosophilidae. The record is from RefSeq and is a predicted model, not a curated record. Gene Ontology annotation, cellular component: endoplasmic reticulum. Gene Ontology annotation, molecular function: UDP-glucose:glycoprotein glucosyltransferase activity.